Pomacea canaliculata is the source of this 762-nucleotide messenger RNA. Its product is annotated as calmodulin-4-like. The record is from RefSeq and is a predicted model, not a curated record. Lineage: Eukaryota; Metazoa; Mollusca; Gastropoda; Architaenioglossa; Ampullariidae. Gene Ontology annotation, molecular function: calcium ion binding. Bases 109 to 588 code for a protein of 159 amino acids. The transcript has 5 exons.
GCGAGAUAGCGAGAGAGAGAACGGGACAGUAGCACGUGCUCUCCUGUCCAGGCGCUCGGAUAUAUAAGGUGAACCUAACCACCCACAUCAGUUGCUGACUCUGUCACCAUGCUGUCCUACUGUAUCUUGUUCGCGCUGUCUACCUUGUAUGUCAGUGCCCAGUUGCAUGGAGGACCUCACGCCAAUAUCUUUAACCGAGUCUUCAAUUUAUUUGACAAAAAUCAUGACGACUUAGUGACUGUGGAAGAGUACAGGGAGAUAUUUCCCACGGCCGACAUGAAUGGCGAUGGCAACAUCACGAAAGAAGAGUUCGUCACGGCCUGGGAGUCGAUCACGGGUCACGGCCCCCAAGAAGCGGAGGAAAACCGACACUCGGCCCUGCUGCUGUUUGAGGAGGUCUCCUCCACCACCACCAUGAGCGUCGAGGACGAGAAGCAUCUGUUCGCCGUCUUCGAUACAAACCAUGACGGGGUCAUUUCCAGAGAGGAAUUCCUGACCGAAUGGGAAAGAAUCCACCCUGAGCAUGACAAUUACACACUGCAGCCGCAUCCCGAGCACCCAACGCAUCCCACUCAUCCGGCAGUGUGAGGCCAUUACCACGUGAUCUUCUUCGACCUUCUCCGGAGCUGAUACACAAGAACGUGCUGCAGGUCUUAAGAAGAUGGACUGGUUGUAACACUCAGGACACGCGAGUGUGAAUUAGAAGGACGAAAUAUUGUGUAAUAACAAAGCUAAAAUAAACUUUAGCGUUAUGCGUGGAAA